Messenger RNA from Salpingoeca rosetta, 1659 nucleotides. RefSeq lists its product as uncharacterized. The coding region runs from base 1 to 1632 and encodes 543 amino acids. The record is from RefSeq and is a predicted model, not a curated record. Gene Ontology annotation, biological process: protein transport. Gene Ontology annotation, cellular component: endoplasmic reticulum membrane. NCBI's taxonomy places the organism in Eukaryota, Choanoflagellata, Craspedida, Salpingoecidae. The transcript has 6 exons.
AUGGGAAACAAAGAGAGCGGGCUUCGCACCCCGCCAGCCCAGUCCAGGUUCGGCCCCUGGUUCUAUGAGACGAACGAGCACGGCCUCGGCGACGUGCCCUUCAUGGGCAUCCUCUCCUUCUUCGUCUCCUUUGCCAUCAUCCAGUUUGUCCUGAGCUUCGGCCUCAUCUCCCAGGCCGUCAACAUCAGAGACAAAAAGGAGCGGCGCGAGUUUAUCAAGCGCUCCGCCGUCCGCUUCUGCGCCAUGUUCUUCAUGAUCUUCGUCGGCUGGGCCAUCCUCGGCUCCAGCUUUGCAUACACGUGGAAACAGGACUACCUCGAGGGCGAGAUGCCCUACAAGGCCUUCAGCAACGAACACAUCCACGCGCGCGUCGGCGUCCAUGUUGGUCUCCGCGGUCUCAACAUCACCCUCGUCGGCCUCCCCAAGCGCCAGCACUGCCAGCUCAUCCAGUGGAACGAGCAGUACCUCUGGUCCGAGGGCCAGAAUGAGCUUGGCGGCUGGCUGCAGGGUCGCUUUGGCUUUGGUCCCUACGCCAACCUCCUCGCACAGCAGUUCCGCGCCGGCCAGAUGCGUGGCACCCCGCUCCCCAUCCUCGAGGUUCUCGAGUGGUUCACGAUUGACGGCGAGUUUAUCCGCUGGAACCGCUGGUUCCGCGAUGGCGGCUAUUACUGCCACAUCUUCCUCUGGCUGGCCUUUGUGUUCUGGGUGUUCACCAUCAUCGUCGCCUUCAUCAACCCGGCCACCUCCUCCCUCUGGCUUGCCCUCACCGGAUGCGCCAUGUGGUUCGGCGCUGCCGUGUACCAUGGCCUAACGGAGAAGGCGGAGCCCGCGCUCAAGAUUCCCUUUGACAACCGCUUCCUGGAGCCCAAGUUUGGCUGGGCCUUCCACCUCACCCUCGUCCUCGGCAUCCUCGUCAACAUCAUUGGCCUCGCCCUGUACUACGGCUUCCGCUACUACGGCUUCCGCACUGACGCCUUCACCCUCUCCUCCAGCGAGAAGAUCCGCGUGCACGCGCCCACGUCCAAGGCCGCGUCCGACGCCUACGAGGCCAAGCAGAUGGAGCUCGCAGACGUCACCACGGAGAAGACUGCCGCCGGCGAGGAGGCCGUGAUCCAGGAGCCCGUGUACGAUGCGGGCGCCUCCCGCCGCGGAUUCCAGCAGCCGUCUGCCCGCCGCGUCACCUUUGGCCGCACCUACUCCGUCAUGAACUCCGGCACGUCCCGGCGCCGCUCCUUUGAGGAGCCAUCCUUCAUGGGCUCCGGCUUUGGGCGUCCCCGCCCCCGCCCAUCGCAGCCCGAGCGCGGAUCGCUUGGGCAGCCAAGCCUGCGCGCCCGCAGCUCCCGCCGUACCGUCAAGCACUUUGGUCGCUCUGGCCCCGGAAGCACCGCGGGCCCGCGCAGCGUCCGCUCGCCCCCGCGCCAGAAGGACACGUUUGAGGGCCUGGCCGGUAUGCUGGACAACCUUGGCGGCAGCGGCGGCGAUCUCGCACCGGUCGCAGAGGCGGAGGAGGUGCCCGAGGUGCACUCGUCCUCGUCCGACAACGACAACGACGACAACGGCCAGCCGCCCGUGGACCGCAACGCCAGCUACCACGAGUCGGUCACCGGCCGCACCAACGAGACCUCCAUCUAAUCUCGUCCUGCUGUGCUGUGCUGUGUU